CACCAGGGAAACCGGUUGGGUUUUCACAUUGCUUCGCUAGAGGGGGGCAUUAUCUUUCCCCUUCGCCCCCUCCUUGUAGAAAUCUGUAAUAAGUUCAAUCUUUUGCCCGGCCAGCUUACUCCAAAUGCCUCUUUCCAAGCCUCCUUCUUCUCCUCAUAUCCCUGAAAUGGAUGAGGCCACAAGUGCCCGGUGUAGCCCUAUCCCUGAACAGAGCCAGAAGCUGAAAUCUCCUCCAGCCACCCAUCUCUUUGAAAAUGACCGGGUCCCUUCUCCUAAGAAGGAUGUCAAGGCCAAAGGAAAGGAGAUCGGUCAUUCUUCCACUCACAAAAGGAAGGGUUCCCACAAGACUUCCAAGGGAGAAAAGAAGAAGAAGGUCAGGCUAUCAGAUUUGGAGGGGGAGUCCAUCGAAGUAACUUUCCUAUCCCUGGCCAAAAAACUUAGCAAGGUUGGAGUUCUAUCCGAAGAAGUUGGCCGGUCACUCCUGGAAUCCAAGGACCAGGUCUCCGAAUCACCCUCCUUCUUGAUUCUGCCAAGUUGGAGAUCAAUGACCGGGUCGAAAGGGAGAAGAAGCUGGAGGAAGAGCUAAUGGCUGAAAGGGCCAGUGUUCUUAGACACUUGACAAGAGAAAGUAUUUCUCUUGUUGCUCGAAGGAAGGGCUGUUUCCUUCGAAGGUUCGUUGAGGUUCGUGUGACUCGAAUUCUCAAGUUGUACGGGUUUGUUAAGCACCGUUAAGCUUAACGAGAUAGUAGUGUAGCUCGAGAGAGUCUCUCGGGAGGCUGGAUUAGCCACAAGUUGUGGUGAACCAG
Molecule: messenger RNA, 806 nt
Organism: Cuscuta campestris
Lineage: Eukaryota; Viridiplantae; Streptophyta; Magnoliopsida; Solanales; Convolvulaceae
Source: the annotation of a GenBank genome assembly